This is a messenger RNA of Colletotrichum godetiae, 684 nucleotides long. RefSeq names its product GNAT domain-containing protein. Lineage: Eukaryota; Fungi; Ascomycota; Sordariomycetes; Glomerellales; Glomerellaceae. Gene Ontology annotation, molecular function: acyltransferase activity, transferring groups other than amino-acyl groups. The transcript is spliced from 2 exons. The coding region runs from base 1 to 684 and encodes 227 amino acids. The record is from RefSeq and is a predicted model, not a curated record.
AUGUCCUCAAAAGCACCCAGACCAAUCUUCUGGCUAGAGCCCUUGCACCUACAAAAGCAUCUCCAAGGCUUCCACGAACUAUCAUCCGACAGUAAAGCGGCUCUCUGGAGCACUCAGCUGCACACAACCACCCUCGAAGCCUCUAAAGAACGCAUGGAAAAGGCUCUCACGAGUGAACCCUGGCACCUAAGCUGCGCUGUGAUGGUCUCAGACUACGCGCCUCCUUCGCUACCGCCGGACGACAAGGUGGAUGUCACCAGCACCACUAAAGAGACCAAGAUGAUUGGCAUCAUCAGAACGACAAGGGCGUCAGCGUGGGGGCUAUCGAUAGGCUACAAGCUGAGGUCCGACUGCUGGGGCAAAGGAUACGCCACGCGCGCGAUCAGGGCGUUUUUGGAGAUGUACUGGAGUCGGAGGAGAAUGGCUCCGAGGGAGGAGGUAUUCGUCCCCACAGCUAUCAAAGAGAAAGAGAACGAGAUGGACGGGUGUGAAGUCGAGAUUACGCACCUCAUUGCGCAGGUGGACCCGGAGAACGUGGGUAGCAUGAGAGUCUCUGAGAAGUGCGGCGGGAGGCUUAUCGCCGUCGAAAAGGAGUGCGUCAAGGUGUGGCGGUUUGAUGAGAUGAGGGAUAUGGCUGUGUGGAGGUUUGAUAAACCUUCUGACGGACAUGCUGAGUCAGUUUGA